Molecule: messenger RNA, 27180 nt
Organism: Spirodela intermedia
Lineage: Eukaryota; Viridiplantae; Streptophyta; Magnoliopsida; Alismatales; Araceae
Source: the annotation of a GenBank genome assembly
AUGCCGCUCUUCCUCUCGGAGGAGGAGUUCGAGCUCUGCCGGCACGAGCCGGCGGUGGUGGCGGAGAAGGCUGACCAGUUUAUCCGCGAUCUUCACCGCCAAUUGGAGACGGUCCGGGCGGAGGCUGACGCUGCUUCCAUUGCCGCAGAGCAUACCUGUUCCGUGCUUGAGCAGCGUUACGCUACGCUCUCUGCGGACUGCGCCAAGCUCCAGGCCGAGAAUGCCCGCCUCUCCGGUUCAGCCGAGAAGCGGCUAUCCGAGCUUGCGGAGGCCCGGGCAGAGAAGCACAACCUGCACCUUAAAGCCGUGAGUAAAAAUCCUGGCACCUCUGUUCGCCCUCUCUGCAUCUUUGUUUGCAGUCGCAAAAAAUGCCUCAUUUUGCCAUCGUGCGUUUUACUGUUCUCCUGUUAUCUUGUUAGAUCUCCAAGGACGGAGAGGUAGAGAGGCUUACUGUGGAAGUUUCUGAGCUUCACAAAUCAAAGAGGCAGUUGCUGGAACUAGUAGAACAGAAGGAUGUCGAGAUUGGUGAGAAGAACGUGACCAUCCAGAGCUAUCUCGACAAAAUCGUGAGUUUUUCCUUCGAUCAUCUGCUGCGUCCCCAUUUUGUCUGACUCACUAUAUACGCUUUUUUUAAUGUCUUUUGCCGCUCCCUUUCCUGCACUCAGCCUAAUAUUUCAUGGAAUGCUUUUGGCACCUCUUCUUAUCUGACUAUACUCCUCUGUCAUGCCAAUGGUAGACUUAUAGUCCAACCAAUCCAUUUGUGCUGACAUCAGCAGAUUAACUUUCAACUUUGAAAAUUGCUAAUAGUGAAUCUACGUAUGUGCUGCAUUUUUUUUAUCCAAUCCAUUCUUUUAGUUAUGCUGUGUGUUUUACCUAUUUUAUUGAAAUACAUCACCUGAUGAUGUUGAUAUUCUCUUUUGGGAAAAGAUUCAUUUAACAGAUAAUGCUGCGUCAAAGGAGACUAGAUUGCAGGAAAAUGAAGCUGAAUUGGCACGCUGUCGCUCUGAAUGUUCUCGCCUUUCACAGGUUCACCGUGCUACCCUUGUUUAUUUUAUUCAGUUAUGGCAUAUCUUGUUUUAUCCACUCAUAUAUCUUCUCUACUACUACUGCUGCACUUUUUGGUCAACAUGUACUGACGUUUAAAUAAUUGGGUUGAGGUUUUACCGUUAAACUCAUCCCAAUUGUUUAAAUACUUCCAUUUUAUCUAAAUAGUGUCGUUUAAGUGUUAUGCAGGCGAGCUGUGUUUUGACUUUUUAGAUUUUCCACUCUGUCCGGAUGUCAUGAGAUUUGUGGUUUUAUCAGUUUCAAUGAUUUUUUUAUGAUGCUUAAAUUAGGCUGAUCCAAAUUUCUGUGCAUCAUUUUUGGAUAGAAAUAUGUUUGGUUAUUUGAAUUACAAAGAUAUUUAUAUAUCUGAUAAGGGAGUAUAGUUUUUACUCGCAUAUGAGGGGGUUGGGAACUCUGAAGAUUCUCUUUAUGCUGCACUUUGCAGAGAGCAGAUUCAUGGUGCUACUUGAUUCCCUAAUGAGAGGUUUUGACAGGAUGCUUUAAAACAUUAGAUGUUGUAAUAGGAAAAUUCUGUAAUGAAUGAUUGACAGCUGGAUGUGAGGAAAUUGCGUUCAAAGAAGUCAACCUUGUUAUCCUUUAUCCAAUUCCUCAUUUUUUGCACUGUUAUGGCCCCUUUGUCUCCCGAAUUUCUUCCCCCAAAUCUCGUCUGUUCUGCCCUAUUUGCUUUGCAUUGAUGCAGAUCAAGUUAAAUUACUAUAGAUUUGAGAUGAAUCUUCCACCCCACUCUCUUUCCCUCCUAUCAUUUAGUUUAUGUAACUUAAUCCCGAGGACAAGUUGGAAGAGGUUGGCAAAGGUGUGAGCUGGACUAUUCUUUACGGAAAUGACUUAGAGAUAGUAAAGGCGAUAGAAAAGGAGGAAAGUCGUGAGGGUGAGUAGAAUUUGGUGUUGGAAGGAUGUGAAUUGAGUUGUGGAUCAAGAUAGCUUCUCAUGUUUCCUCUUUUAGGCAAAGUUUGGACUGUUCCAGGAUGUCUAAAAAAUCACGUGAACGUAUUCAGGUUUACAAAUCUCUUGGUACAGCUCAUCUCCCUCACUCUUAUGCUCCUGUCUCUUGUCCCUCUUCCUCAUUCCCGUCCAACACUUAAUGAAGAGAUGAACCUGGUAUCUUCCACCAAAGAUCUGUUAUCAAUUUUAUAUCAAACCGCACAUCACAAUUUCAAGGAGGAAUUAAUAAGUGGUCGAUUAUAUACUAUUCGAAACACUAGUUCGUUUUCGAUUUCUAAUGGAGGAUGAAUGUUUUCUUCUUUCCUGCUUGGCCCUGGUUCUCUCUUUUUGGCUGUUGCAGAUUCUUUCGAAAGAGUUUAUUAUUAAAUUUUCGUUGUUAGCAUGUUAACUAGUUAGAAAUUGAUGGAAUGUGGUGCUGAUUAUCAUUACUUAGAGGUAAUUCGUGUUGAGUAUGUUUCAAUUUUUUUUACAUGCAGGAAAAAGAACUCAUUUCACAGCACAACGGAUGGCUUAAUGAAGAAUUAACAGUAAAAGUCAAUAAUCUAAUUGAGCUUCGCAGAACACAUAUGGACUAUGAAGCAGAGACAUCUGCUAAAAUUACUGAUGUAAGGCUAUUUCUAUUAGAUUCUAACAAACCCAGUUUAGUGAUAGAUAAUUAUGUGAUAAUAUUUUGAAACGCAGCUUGAGAGUCAACUUAGUGAAUCAUCUAAGAAGCUAAAGUGGAGUGAGGAAAGAGUCAGAGAGCAGGAAAAUAAAUUGAAAUCCCUAGAGGAGGUAGGAGACUUUCCAUCAUCUUCUCUUUUAUUUCUUUUUCUUUUCUAUGCUUAUUUUGCUUCUUAUACCAUUCUUUCUAUCCUCAAAAGGAAUUAUACUCGUGCAAAGAUGCUGCAGCUGCUAAUGAAGAUCGUUAUGUGGCUGAGUUGGCUACUGUAAGUUUUAAAUUAAUGUUUUCCAACUUGUUAUAACUGUUUCAUGUUUUAGUAGUUUAUGAGGGCGUUUUCGUUAUACUUGUUCAAGAUUUCUGUCGAAUGGUUGUUAAAGUUUUGUGAUCAUAUUUAAAAUACGUUAGAGAAAAAUAUAGUUUGAAAUUUUAUUAAAAGAGUUUUCAUUCUCAGACUUCAUCCUUAUGAAGGAUUUAAAAUAAAGAGAUAAUUCCUUUUGCGAAACAUUUUAUGGCUCGAUGUUGAAGAUAGAUAAUCUUGGUGGAGAUGGGCUUCAAAGCUGUAUGUGAAUGGUUCAAACCGUGCACUGCCGAGAUCUAGGCGGCAUCAGGUUGUUGAACAGUGUGUUUAGUGGUCUGCUUUGAAGCUGAGCCAAUCAGGAAAAGGGGUUUCUUAUACAGAAGGUUGCAGCAGCUUGAAUCAGUGGAAUUUUCAUUCUUGAAGAAGGGUUGCAAGGGAGGUGGAAUCUGUGGCAACGUCAUCUAUUGGAGACCUUGGUGGCGUGCCCUAAUGAGGAGACCAAAAUAUGGUUAUAAUGAGAUUUUUUAUUGUAGUUUUACUCUACUGAGGAUGCUUGAACUUUCUACUUCUUCUAUAUACUGCUUCCAUUUUUUUGUGUAUAUUCUGUUUCAUCACUGCAUAAUUUAACGUCAAUUUUCCACCCAUUUCAGUGAUUCUGUCAUGCAUGUCAUAAAUCAUUUGGCUCGCUAUGACUUUCAAUGAAUUUUAUUAAUUCUUUUGCUUUCCUUUGAACAACCAAAAGGUUACAAAGCUUGUUGAGUUGCACAAGGAAAGCUCUGAGGAAUGGUCUAGAAAGGCAGGAGAGCUUGAGGGUGUCAUCAAAGCACUGGAAGUAAGAAUUGCUGAAAUUGAAUUACUAAUCUGUGUCAUUGUGUUUUUUUUCUUUUAAUGUCUACAAUUCGUUCUUAUACUGUUGCUGUGAGUGUAGACACAUUUGAACCAAGUUGAAAGUGAUUACAAGGAGAAGCUUGAGAAGGAGUUAUUAUCUAGGAGAGAGGUUGAAAAGGUAUUCUCCUGUCCCUGAAAAGGCUAUGAACCUUCUGUAACAUUUUAUCAGCAAAAGCAAAGAAGAAAUACCUAGUUCUUUACGUAAUAUCAUUUUUUCUUGUAUCUCAGAUACUAGAUUAUACUACUGGUUUAACAAUUCGUUCUUUCUGGUUUUCUGUAUCCUACAUUUCCUUGUUGCCCAUUUCUUGAUUUAAAUGAAGCUUUACCUCUUGAAUCGUUUUUUAGAUAAAUUAAUGAUCAUAAAAGUUAUAAUUUCUUGACACUUGUCGAAUUUCCUUCACUUCCUCUGGAUCUUCGGGGAAAAAAACCUCCUCUUGUAGAGAAAGGGAAAUUCAGUUCGGGGAAGGUUCAGUUCAAAAAUGAGGCAAUUCCUGAGUGUGAGGAAGGUUCUGGACAUGUGAACCGUACGCACACUAAGGAGAAAACAGACACUAAGACAGUCACGUGAGUCACUAAGAUAGUCAUAUGACACACUAAACGGAGUAUUUUAACAACACUUCGGUAUAUUUUUUUGGGCUUUCUCUGUGUGUGUAUUCGUUUUGAUCUGCUUAGGUUUAACAUCUAUCAAGGAUCACACAUCCUUCCAGGAGAUAUUCUUUGGUACUUUUUCGUCAUAAUAUGUUCUGUUUCCUGCACAUUUAGUGAAUCCUGACAUUGAUUGAUAAUGUCGUGUGUGCAAUAGCUGAUUAAAAUGUAUAACAUGUUACCGUAAUUAAAAGAUGCCUUGAGUGUUAGUUGUCCACAAUCUCUUCCAUCAAGAACUGAGGUCCGGCAACAUAUGCAUUUUAGUUCUUUGUCGCAUUCAGUUGUCUUCUGGUUAUUGUUUCUCUUGUACUUUUCAUCAUUAUCUCUGUUAUAGGAGAAAUCGAACCUUCUAUUUGCUAAGAUUUAUUAUUUGGGCUGAUGACUACUUUCAAAGUGAAGUAGAUGUUUGCUGUUUUUCCAUUUGCGUCAAAUGCUGAGAUCAAUGAUAACUACAGUUGCUUAAGUGAAAAAUAUAUUCAGGGUUACAACAGUGAUCACAUAUGGUAAUUUGAGCAUAGAGAUUGUUUGUAUUAAAACAAGGGUAUUCAAGUGUCUGUUAGAUCGGUAAACCCUUGAUGCAAAGAGAAUUUAUGUACUGAUAAUCUUCUCUUUUGUUGUUCUUCUGCUCUUCCUUUCUUGUUAUAGGAGGUGUUGGACUUGAAAGAAAAAUUGGACAAGUGUGAACUUGAGCUUGAGAAAACCAGGAAGAAUAAUGAAUUAUAUUUUCUUCCUCUUUCCAGUUUCCAAAGUGAUGUCACUGCAGAAGAGUAAGUCAUGUCUAUCCGAAUCUGUUAUUUUCUGAAAUAAUUGAAUUUUGAUUCGUUGAUUAUCUUGUUAAACUUUGUCAAAAAUUUACUAUCGAAGUUUGUGAACUCUUCUAGUUUAAUGCAUACUUUGCAUUUUCAACAGACAGUUAUCACCAAAUUUUGUCACAGAUAUGCAAUACUCUUUGAUUCUCUCUUUCGUCCUUUUUAAUGUUUGUAUUCACAUCAUUAUAAGGGAUGUAUAUCAUUUUCUAGAGCAAUAUGUGAACAUUCAUUCCAGUAUAAUCGUGGCACACAAAAAUUAUGUUCCGUCCAUUUUGCAUGGAGGUUAGAACGCUUUAUUGUUUCAGAAAGGUCUUUGUUUGUUAUCGUUUUUAUUUUCUGUAGAAAUUCAUAUGUUUUUUCCACUCAGACUUUUACAAUUCCAAAUGUUUUACCUGGUUGUGUGACCUAAUGAGCUUUAUGUUUCUAUUGUGAUGCUCUUACUUUGCCAGGUUGAUUAUUGGGAAUGAAGACCAGAAUGAAGGCGGCCAUAUGAUUGUCCCAAAGAUACCAGCCGGUGUCUCAGGAACAGCAUUAGCUGCUUCCCUUCUUCGGAGUGGUUGGAGUGUAAGUAAACACAUUAUUUGUCACAUGCUGGAAAGUUAUUUUAUCUUGUUAGUGAUAUAUAACUUGUAUUCUAAAUGGAUAUUUCUUCAUUUUUUUGAUUCACUAGCUUGCUAAGAUGUAUGAAAAGUAUCAAGAGGCUGCUGAUGCUCUGCGCCAUGAGAGGUGGGAGAGGAAGCAUUCUGAUGCCAUUUUAGAACGGGUAUUGUUAUUUUUGAGAUAUACUUGCCUUCAGGAACGUCAUUUUGAUUUGGUUUUAUUUUACUUCGAGUCAAGUGUCAUUUUGUAUGACUGAUAAAUUGAGAGGAAGCUAUCGUGGAUUCAGUCCUGAAUCAUGGAAAUUGGAGUACACAUUCUGGAUAAACAUGCCUGAUUGUGAUAGCUUGUAAAUAGCAAGGCAGAUAAAUCGGUAACGAAAUUUAUUUGUGUCCUGAUGUAAAAUUAUUCAGUUUGCAGAUGAACAAAUCAAUGCAUGUAAAUGUUUGUCCCAUUUCAGGAGAAAAUCAUGGCAAUUUAAGACCACCUUUUAUCAGCGACAAUGCAAAGCCAGAGAUGCUUCCCAUUUAUGCAUGUUUCAGUAAGGACAAAAUUCUAUGUCCGUAGUCAAAGUAAUAAUGUUGUCAACCCUGACUCCCUAUCUCUUUGUGAGAGACUGAAUAGACUCAGACCUAGAUCUCAAAGGGAAUGUAUAUUAUCCUGACGUAAGCCUUUGCAUCAAUGGAGAAGGUUCUGUCAUGCUGAUAUCCUCAUAAUCCUGAUGUCAGGAUGUCAAAGAAAUGUGCCACAGUUUUCAUGGCAUGAAAAAUUCAGAUUAUUGAUAUCCUACAACGUAAUAUUCGUUGCUUGUCACUUCUGCGUCCAGAAACGAAUUAGGAAGUCCCUACCAGAUAUAGUGCAGAUAGGAUGGACAAGACGUCUCAACCGUUUAUUUUCGGAAUGCCAGAGCCUACUUAACCCAUUGGAUCUCCUAAGUAACUAUGAUUCCUUUCCAUACGGUACUAAUAAUGCUAUUAUCAACCAACGCGUGGCCUACUCUUUCUGUCUAGAAACCAAAUGAGAAUACUGAUAAUAUUGACAUUCUAGAGUUUUAGCCUAAUUAGAGGUUCAUACUUUUUUUUGAGGUAUGUUAUAAAAGUUUUUGGGCUGCAGCAUCAGCGACUUAAGUUCUAAAAUUUAAAUCAUCACAGGUUUCCUUGAAUUCCUAUCCUAGCUGUUGUAAAUUCGAGCUGUACUUGAAUUUUUUCAAUAAUUAAUUAUAGAAGGAUGACGACUGCUUUGAAAUGUUUUCAUUGUUACUUCUGCACUUCUCAGGUUCUGCGGGAAAUAGAAGAGAAGGCAGAACUUAUUUUGGAUGAACGAGGUAGACACUUCUUGACUAUCUAGUUUGCUUUCCUUGUGCUCCCACAUUUACAAUUUUUACAGCUAAGUUGUGGAUUGGUUGACACUAUUAUAACACAUAUUUUUAGUUUUAAAGGAAUGAAAUUGUCUCCUAAUUGAUUCUUAUUGUCUCAGAGACUCCAAUUCAAGUCAUAAGGAAUUCUGACACUAGAUGUGUUGCCUCAUAUCAUAACAUUUCUUGGGCAUGUGAUCAGUCUCUUGGUUUGGUUUCGCGAGCUAGCAGAGUGCUGUUAAGAUGCAAGGAGAGUAGUUCAGAGAGAUCAGUUUCUUUAAUGUUCAAAUUUAGUCGGAAAACUUUCCUUAUGAUCAUUUGUCCUUUAUGCUUUAUUAUAAUUAAAGAUGUCUGUUGAAAAAGAAGCUAGGGUAUAAACCUCCAUGGAUUUCUAAUUCUUUUUGCAAACAAGUGGGUAAUGGACCAUGAUGUUACUAGAUCACUUGCAUUUGCCUUUGUUACUGUCUUACCCUGAAAAAUUGCGUGCUACUUAGCGAACCCAUUGUCUCAGCUUGAAAAUGUAGAAUUCUCUCCAUCUGCAGGUCAACUCUGGCGGAUAGGUGGCGUUUUCUAUCUUAGUUCCAGAUCCUAGUAUGCAUAAAUUAUGUGGAUUAGCUUUUCAAAUCAAAUUUUGUUAAAUGCGCGAAUUCUAGUGUAUACAUUUAACAUGCAUAUUCAUAAUUAAUAUUACUGUCUAUGAUGGUGUUUCCGAUCAUUGUUGCUUUUAUCUUGUAUCUUAACAAAACCGCAGGCUGGAACCGUUUUCAUAUUUUUGAUCGUCAUUGUGUUCUACCGAAAUGUGAUAAAUUGGAGUCUUUUUCCUACUUUCAAUCUUUGAUGCAAAUUUUCUAACGUGCUUUCAUAGUUGAUAAAAUUUUCCAUUCGUGCUUUUCAGCUAUCUAGUUAUUUGUAUGUGGCUGUUCCCAAUGAUAUGAAGCUUAUCCUUUGUAAACAAAGUGUGAUGCUUUAAACAGACAUUGCUGGGAUUAUUUUAACAUUCUCAUUUGUGAAAUGUUACUGUUGUUUUCUAAAAUGUUGAUCAAGCCUUUUUUAUUUUUCACAGUGCAACAUGAGAAGAUGGUGGAGGCAUACAGUUUAAUGAAUCAGAAAUUGCAGCAGGCACUUUCUGUGCAUGAUUCUUAUGAGAACACUGUUCGAACACUAAAGGCAAGCAAAGCUUGGUUUCCUAAAGUAGGCUGUAUUUCGUCCUUCUGCUGAGUGUAAAUAUUUGCCUCUGUAGGCUGAAUUGAAGCGUAGUGAGCGUGAUCAACGCAUUGCUCAGAAGGAGAUAAGUGACCUUCAGAAACAGGUAAUGUCUGGUACCUUUUUUGUUGUAGAUCUUCUUUCCUUUUUUUUCUAGCUUAGUUUAAAAUUUUGCAUUUGUUGACGUUUAGAUUGAUAAAACUUUUCAGCCUUGAUGACUUAUUUGUUUUGAUUUUAGUUCUUGGGUUAUCUUCCCUCAUACAAUAAUAUUAAUUUUGGUAUUCCGUUUUCAUGCUAUUUAUUUUUUUAUUUUUUUGUGCUAGGUCACGGUUCUCCUCAAGGAAUGCCGGGAUAUUCAACUUCGCUGUGGAGUUGCCAGUCCACUUAUUCCUGGUGACUUUUCUGCGUCUACUUUCAUUGACAAUCAUGGAACUGGAAUGGAGAAGUCUAUUUCAGAACAAAUUGUGAGUGAUCGUUGCUUUUUUCUCUGACCUAUUUUUGAUUUUUAAUAAUUAUUUUGAUUGCAUAAUUAUUGAGAUGAAAUUAUAUGCCUAAGAAAUACAAAAUGUGAAUGAUUGUCUGUGAAAUAGAUGCGUGCGAACCUCUUUUCUUGUUGUAGACACUUGGUAAGGUAUACAAUUGGAUGGAAUCAACAAAAAUCUUCUAAUUUGAACGGAGUGAAUCAUCCUCGUCAUCGAGUUUCAUUAUUUUGACCACUUGAACAGUGAAAGUAAUAGACCCAUUCAUGAUAGCCUGUUCCUGAACUUUCGCCAAAGCCUUCUAAUAUAUCUCUUGCGCCAAACAGCUCAAAGGGUGGAGCUAAAAGCAACUUCAGUUCUGGCAUUUGUACUCCCUGCUGUUCACCAUUUCUUGAUACUUCUGUGUAAAAAUCUGGGACGUCGAAAAAGUUUUCGCUGAUAAUUUCUGUAGCACUUUUAGGUGCUCGUCUUUUCUGUUUCAAUUUCAUUAAGAUUUCUUCUAAUAGAGCUGGCAUAUAUCAUUAACAGAAGCUGCAUGAACCGAGUGAUUGCUUUUUUUUUUUCCCCCUAUUCAUAUGAUUGAACAUCUUGGUUUUUAACUUUAGGGAACUUUCAGAGGGUUUUCUCAAUGAAAUUAUCAAAAAUUUCUAAUUCGCAAUUAUUGAAACAGCUGACCUUUAAGGAUAUACAUGGGCUAGUUGAACAAAAUGCCCAACUUCGGAACCUCGUGCGUAAGCUCUCUGAUGAGGAGGAAAUAAGGGAUGCAGAGCUAAGGGUAUAGCUAUUUUCCUACCUUUGGAUUACUAUUCCGGCUGUGGAAUGGAUGUGAUACUCCAUCGUACAUGGAAAUUUAAAUCGUUUUCCUUGGAUACCUUUGUUCAGUUGUGCUUUUCGUAUGGCUUUCAGGGUGAUUUCCAAUUGCAGCUCCAGAAGGUUACUGAUGAAGCAGCUGCUAGAGUUGAAGCUGUAUUGAAAAGAUCUGAGGAGCAAGGACAGAUGAUAGAGUCACUCCAUAGUGCUGUACGUUUUUCAACAUGGCUCUAUAAUAUUCUGUGGACUGUAGAAUCAUGUGUCAUUUUCUUUUCCGCUUGGCUUGUCUAUGGAAGGAUGAGGACGAAUUAGAAGGAAGAAAAUGGGAGGUGAAGAAAAAGAGAAAAGACACAAAAGGAACUAAACUCACACGAACCAUCAUUGACAAAUGCUAGUUGCUACAGUUGUUGGCCAGCCUACUAUACGACUUUUUUUCUUUUGCCCUACCACCACCAUGUAAGGGGAUUGAUAUUGAGAAGUCAGGAUUUUGGUGGCGGCAUUGAGUAAUUUUUGAAAAGUUUUGUUGGACCUUUUCGCACGUUACGCUUCUGUCAAAAAUCUGAAUACGUUGUAAAAACACUACGUUCUUGGCAUUGAUAUUUUGUUUCUGGUUCCUGAUUUUUUUUCUAUAUUUUAUUCUUUAAACUUGGAUUGUGUAUGUUCGUUAUAACUAUCUUGUCAUUUAAGAGAGAUGAUAUCAUGUCUUCUCAUGUAGGUUGCAAUGUACAAAAGGUUAUACGACGAGGAGCGUAAAAGCAGCACAUUGAUUUCUCCAACAGCUGAGCCUGUUACUGGUAUUUUUACUCUACCAUCCUAUGUAAUGUGAGAACGAUGAUUUUUUCUUGAAAAUCACUAUAAUUUCUCUGCUAAAUUGAAUUUACCGUUGGAAUGAUACUUCAGCUUGAUGGUUUAUUUUCGUCUUCAUUGUCGAUUUGGUAUCUGCAGAAUUUUUAGUAUGAUUCUUUUAAUGCCAUUUAUUGGAUGUUUUGGGCUGGCCUGGGAUAUGGUCAGUGUUGAACUGAUUGUGUAAUUUGAUUUGUCUAAGCAUACGGUUUGGGGAGUCACCACUGGCCCACAGUGGCUAAGAUUGUUUGAUGCCUUGGUAUACAAACCCAAAACGAUAUACUCCGAAAAUAUUUUGUUAAUCAUGCGAAGUGAUAUAAAAAAAGGUAAUUAAUGAAGAUUGCUGCACUUGGCAGAUCACAAAGAUUUGCCUCAGAUGAGGGUUUUUGUAGAUUUGCAAUUGGUUUUCUGGUGAGAAGGUAACUAUCUAGAUGAGAGACUUUUUCUUUCAAAGGAUAAGCGAAAUUGCCCUACCUGAUUAUAUUAGGAAAAUCAGGUUGUUAGUGAUCCUCUUAUUUUUCUCUGAACAAUGUCAACUUGAACAUCAUGAGGCGCCUUGUGUUGAGGAUGAGGUUUAAGGGUCAGUGACCGUAUGUUGAGCCAGAGCCAUGUGUACUGCGAACUAGAUUCAGAAAAAAAAAAUAAUGUAGACUUCUAGCAUGGCUGGAAUAAGUCGAAGUGAUCCAAUGGUAUACCCAAGGUCUCCUUGAAGAAUGUGGGGGAAGAUAAUGAUGGCGUCCAGUACUAAUAUGGUGGUGUCUUGUUGGAGGAAUAAUUAGAAGCUAGGAUGACUUAAGUGUAAGAAAUUCUUUGAAUGAGUCCUCAUGGUGUCUAGGUUACAUAGAAAUCAUAACUUCCGAUUGUAAAAGAAUUCGGAUUUUCGGUGUAGAAACUACUGAGGUCUAUCUUCUGAGGUGAAUGUUAAUCGGAUAGGAUCUCUAUCUGGGAACUAUUGCAUACAUUUUUCUUACGUGGCUGGUUUUGUGUGAAGUAUUUAGGUGGAAAUAUAGUCAAUCAUUUUAUUUGUUUUCAUUUUUAGUUUUAUUCCAUUUUCAGUUAGAAAAUUUCUAGUAAUCGGCAUUUGUGAUUGACUGAUACUGAAUUUUGCAGAAGGAAGAAAUGACCUUGUACGCUUAUUUGAAGGUUCUCAGGUAAGGAUUUAAUCAAUGUGUUUUACUUGAAUACUCAUUUUGGCAUUUUUAUUUAUAACUUUCAUAUUCCAUUGGAAGGAAUCUGCAAAGAAGGGCCAUGAGCAACUUGUAGAACGCAUUCGUUCUCUUGAAGAGGAGUUGGCUACAUCAAGGUAGUAAAAUAAUUUUUCUAUUUUUGUCCUCUACUUUUCAAACAUUGUGAUUAUAUUCCUUUUUUCCCUCACUACUCUCAGUUUUAAUACAUUUAGAAAUUAAUGGAAAAAUGUGGCAAUUUUUUGCUUUAUAUCUUUUGCUAACAAGGUAAAAUAUCAUGAGGAUGCCACCUUUGAAAUUUGUCAUUCUAUAUCUGACUGAGCAACGGUCAUAUGCUAAUUUCCCCAUCAAUAAAGCUGUACAGGGGAAUUAUCAUGUUAUUCAUCCCUCCUUUUUACAAUUCCUGUCUGUAUUUUUUGGACUUAAAAACUCCACUUGUAAUCUUCAUUUUUUCUAAAGACAUUCUAUUUAUCAUAGCUAUUUAUCAUAGCUAUUGCAUUGAUUCCAUCAAUAACUGUUCCAUGUUCUUUCAUCCAGGAAUGACUUAGGUGCAAUUCGUUUAGAACGUGACAAAAUGGCACUAGAAGGAAAUUUUGCCAAGGAAAAGCUUGAUAGCUUUAUGACGGAAUUCGAGCAUCAGGUAUGUUCGUAUGGUCUUCACAAUGGAAAUUCCUAUGUGAGGCAUUUGACCUCGUCAUUUUUAUAAUAUAGAGGGAUCAAACAAAUGGAGUCUUAGCCAGAAAUGUAGAAUUGACCCAAUUGAUAGUUGAUUAUCAAAGAAAACUUCGGGAGGCUUCAGAAUCUGUGCUAAUGUCUGAGGAACAGUCGCGGAAGUUCUCUAUGGAGGUGAAGAUAUUCUCUCUUUACUUUACCAUCGAUACAUUUUGUGACAGCCCCGAUAAUAAUUCUAUUUCCACAGGUGUCAAUAUUGGAACGUGAAAAAGAAAUUUUAGUAAACUCUGAGAAGAGGGCUUCUGAUGAAGUUCGAAGUUUAUCAGAGAGAGUUCAUCGGCUCCAGGUUGUACUAUUUUCAGUUGGACGUUGUCUGUUGCAGGAAUAAACUGCUGAACGUACAUGUGAUUAGUGUUCGAGAGAAAUAUUGGACACUUGUUUAUUUUUAUUUUGUUUUCUGCAGUCAACGUUAGAUACCAUCCAAAGCAGUGACGAAGUUCGCGAGGUAUGUGUUGACUGAUGCUCGCUUUCUCAAAUAACUUUAUCCUUGAAUUUAUUGGAAAACCCAUGAUAUUGACGAGUAAAAUAUUCAGGAUGCGCGGAGGAUGGAAAAGAUAAGACUUGAGGAGCAUGCAAAGCAAAUUGAAGUGAGUUUUUUUUAUCAACUCAAAGUUAGUUUUUAGAAUGUCAUUAUUGCUUAAUCUCCUACAUUUCUGUCACAAAAGUGUGAAAAACGAAUUGGGCUUUUGUUUAUAACAUAUUUAAUUUCCAGCUCCUACAAGCUUACCAAAUAUUCGAGGAGAACUCUGUAAAAUAAAAUUUGACUUUUCCUGGUAAUUUCAGUUCUUCUUUCGCUUUUUAUCCUCAUAAAUUAAUUACGUACUACGGCUCACCAUGGGGUGAGGGAGUGUAAAAGGCUAUUCGUCGGAAUAGAGAGAGGUCUCAAUGGCUGUUUUAUUGUAUUAGAAAUGUAUGUGACGAGGUAUUUUCGCAUUAUCUCAAUUCGUUUUACCUGAUUGCCCAGGAUGCCUUUCCGAAGAUAGUAUUUUCAGGAAAAACAAGCUAAGUUUCUCGGCAAAUAUGGCUUUGGCCUCAGAACAGUUUUGAAGUUUGGGAAUAUCUUCUUUUUUAUUUAUUUUUUUGGUUUCUUUUAAAAAUCCUGAAUGAAGUAAACUGAAAAUAUAUUCUGUAACCUCAAGUUCAAUUUCUAUGGAAAAAUAAAGGAGUCAUAACAAAUUAGUGGUUAGUGAUAUGCAAAUUAUCUUCGACGUAAAUGAGUUCUUUGCAUUCGGAAGAGUGCCAUGGAAAUGAGGAAUCAGUUGUUUUUCGUUGUACUUAUAAUAAAAGUCAUAAUUGAAAUGGUACAAGCACCGGUGUGUCCUGACGGUAAAAUCAAGAUUGCUGGAGAAUUCUCUGCAAUGGAUUAAUGAUCCUCUGAAGACUACAAGGUAUUGUUAUUAAUCAAGGAGCUGAUGAAAUAGUAUUUUUACUGUUAUGGUUAUGUAUUCUUUCAUUAGUUAUUUGAUGUGUUCAGAAUGAUGGUGGUCACAUGUUGAUGGCGGUACUAGCAGUAAGUUAAUCGGUUUUUAUGCAUGUCUAAUCUCCUUCUUUACAGAGGGAAUGGGCCGAAGCUAAGAAAGAGCUUCAAGAAGAACGUGAUCGUGUCCGCAAGUUGACAGGUGAGAGGGAGAAGAUACUUGAGAAUUCACUGGCUCAAGUUGAAGAAACAAGGAAGCAGUUAGCUGAUGCCUGGCGGGCUGUGUCUUCUGCCGAAUCAAGGGCCGCAGUGGCUGAGGUCUGUACCCUCUUCCCAACAAUGCCCAUUUCAUUAUGUUCUGAUAAAGAAACAGUUUCUUAUGCUUUGACGAAAAUGCAACUAGGCUCGCUGCUCAGAUUUGGAGUCUAUUGUUAAAGGCCAUCAGAAGGUGACUCCUGAACCUGUAUUUGCUUAUUUUUCAUUGCAUAUUGCAGUUUUCUAAAGCUGAUUAUUUCUAAGUUGCAUUGUUGUCUUCAAAUGAUUUAUGUUCCCUUCAGGAACUAUUACAUUAGUAUGCUUACAGUUGCAUGAUAGAAGUUUUUGUGUGAGCUUAUGCAUUUUCUUUUGCCAAAGCUUUUAAAAUGAUUAUCCAGGUACCCUAAUCUUUGUGGUUUUAACAUCUGAUAGCAAUAUGCAUUCAUCUCUUUUGUUCUUUACAGUAUUUUAUGGAGAAAUUUAAUUUUCCAUUGCAACCUUUAGUGUGCUAUAGUUAACCACUGAGCUGCGAUAUGAGAUAUUCCCUACUGGUGUAAUCAAUUAAGCUGUAAAGUAUAUCUCUUUUUUAUGCUAUUUCGGACAUCUAUGCUUAACACAUCCUCGUGAUUAACGUGAUUAUUUCACUGAGAAAGAUAAGCAGUGCCCAAUGCUUAUGAUGAUUCAGGAUAAUUUGAAUUGUCUAUCUUUGCAGGUUGGACAUGACAGCAGAAUUGACCUCUCUCUCUCUUCUCCUGAUGCUGUAUGUAUUUUCCAUUCAUUUCUUUUGAUAUAUAAUGUUCCAUGGGAUUAUGUUCAUUAUUGCCAUUUGUUUACAUAAUAUCCUUAAUUUAGUUUUUAUAGCUUUCUUGUCCUAUGAUCUCCACUUCAUUACCUUUGACUGCUUGAGUUAUAGGCUGAAAUUGUACAUUUUCAAAUGGAACUAAGUGAUACCAUGUGAGAUUUCUUUAGAUAUGUAGGUCAAAUGUUGACUAAUUACCAACAUGUUGGAUAAGCAUAUCAUUGCUGUUCCGUUUGACAAAGCAGUGAGGCCAACUGUAAUAAUAUUUUGAAAUGCAAUAUCUUUAAUGUGGUAUUAAUACUGUUAGGUUCCCUUCUUUGUUUUCCAAAGUGGAAGGCGUUCUUGGUGGAUAUUCGAUAGAGAGAUCCGUGCAAAGGAUUGUUGUGAGAUUUUUGUGCAUCUUGCCUGUGAUUUUACUAUUAUGGUUAGAAACGUCGUACCAAAUUUUUAUUGUCCGACUGACUGCGGAUUUUAGUCGAAUCGUUUUCUUUUAUUAUUGACCUUAUGUGCAGAGCUUUUAGUUUCUGACCUUUUAGUUUUUGGACAUAUAACCAGACACUUAAAAAGUAUAUUUAUAUUUAUUGAAGUAUUUGAAUACCCUACAUAUCAAUACAUAUGUGUACACAACGAUAGUCUUGUAACAUAUGUCAUAUGUGGCAUUUUCUUUUCAAUGAAAAAUAAGAUGAAAGAUGAAUCAGAUGAAGAGAUACCUUUCAAAGAUACAAUUUGUCCAAUAUUUUAGACGUCAUUACUGGGCUGUACCAAUCUGAUAAGGGACACCUUCACCGAGAAUUGCAUAUUUUAUACAGUAAGGUAAAAUAAAUGUUCGCCAGAAUAUGUGAUGUUUACUGUAUUGGUUUUUUUGUUUACGAAUAAGACCAUUUUGGGAAGGUGUAAAUUAACAAUAAUGUGUCAAUGUGUUAUUUUCUGGAAUUAGGUUCCAGAUAGGACUUACCUGCUGCAUCUGUCUGAAACUUAGGCUGAUGACUGUUUAAUCCGUCAGCAGGAGCUUUAGUUGAAGGCCUUUAUUGUGGAUGAUUUAUAACUCCUAGUGCUCUUUACGAUUUGCUGAAACAACUCUUUACGCCAACUCCUUAUGCUGUCUAUAGACUUAACUAUUUGUCAAAUUCUUGUUUUGAGUAUCUCACUCAUGCUUGACAUGAAUUGACGUUCCGUUCAACCAAUUCGUUGUGAUUCCAAAGUGUAACUUUGUCACUAAACUGGAAUCGUAUGUUUCUCAGUACAACGUGCUUGCCAUGUACCCUUGAAUACUUUUUUUGCCAGAAACCCAUGCAUGGAGUUCAUCAUGACUGCUUAUGAAAAGAAUUGAACCAGCUAUCUUUUUUAAACAGAUGUUUCUACAUUUUGCUAGGUUUCAAACGACUUGUGGAAAAUGAAAGAAGAAAUGAACAGAUUGAAGGAAGAAGCACAAGCUAACAAAGACUACAUGUUGCAGGUGACAAUAUUAUUUUCAAAAAUUGUACUUUCUGCAACGAUUUAUUUUCUCAUAUCCGUACUUUUACUGUGGCAGUACAAAGAGAUAGCGCACACAAAUGAAGUUGCAUUGAAGAAUAUGGAAUCUGCUCAUGAAGAGUUCAAGGCUGAGGUAUGCUUAUUCGCUGGGCAAUGGUAGUUGUCUGAGGUUUAGAAAUAUUCAUGUUCUUGCGUUGCAACAAUCAUUUAAACGGAUUAUCCACCUUGCACCAGGCUGAGAAACAUAAGAAGACCCUUGGAGAAGAAAUCCUUUCCCUGAGGGAAAGGGUUGCUGAGCUGGAAAAAGAUUACAUGGUGAAAUCCAACGAGGCUUCUUCUGCAGUUUCUGCGAAAGAAGAGGCCCUCAGUUCCGCAUCAGCUGAAAUUCAGCGAUUAAAGCAUGAGAAUUCUUUAAAAAUGUACAAUAGUCUAUCUGAUCUGGUCCCACUGUGUAUAUUUAACUCUUUUGUUUUCACCUUUAACAAGCUUCAACCGCGUUUACAUUUCAAAAUAAACUUUGACCAAUCUGUAACAGGGCUCAGAUUAUGGAAAUGGAAGUGCAGGUGUCUACAUUAAAGCAAUCUGUGGAGGAAGAGCAUCAACGUUGGCGCAAUGCACAGAACAAUUACGAAAGACAGGUUUGAGUUUUUAUUGAUUUCAUGCUACUCUGUUUUUGUAUAAUGUAGUUUUCAAUUUUUUGUCAUGUUUUUUUCCUUUUAGAAUGCAUAAUAAAUGCAACAUUAAAUCCCCUUGUUAUUUUGGUUACGCAUGUACUUUUUAAAAUUCUAAACAGAAAGAGCUAACAGACAUCUUAAAUUCUUCUGAUACCACUUAUUCGAUAUGAUUUAUUGUUCUUAUUAUAGUAUUGCUGAUCGUUCUUCGUCCUUUACAAAUUGGAUUGCUUGGUGUGUGAGGCGGCCUACUGUUUAAUGGCAUAAGAUGAUUGUAAGAUCAUAGAAAAUGGGAAAAAUGAGUAAUUUAGUGAAUUACGGCGUGAAAUGUAACGGAAAAAAAUUCUCAGGGAUCUUGAAAAGGUUAUCUCGAAAGUACGGAAUCAUUGCAAAAUUAACAGCAUGUGUUAGUGCGAAAAGAAAAAGUACUGCGUCAAUUCAGUUUUUUAGGGGCGGGGGGGGGGCAGCAGGUGUGAUAUAGUAAAUGUAAUGAUGUUGCUAAAUCAAUAGAUUUGGCAUAUAUUUCUCUUACUUUCUGUAGCUGGUGUGAUGCUCUGGACGAGGCCAAACGCCAAUUAUUACAGGAGCAGCGCCAUGCCCAUCUUUUAUGUCUUGUUUCUUUAUGAAUUUCUUUUGCCUCAGGUAUAAUGUGUGAAGGUGAAACCUAGUUUAUAAGUCCAAAAUAACAGUGCAUAUACUAUCAUUAACAGGCCGAUAAAUAUGCAAGUUUAGUUGUAUGUACGUGUGUAUAUUCAAAUAGUGAUCGUGAAUCUUAUCAUGCUAUUUUAUCAUGAAUGCCUGUGUGGCUUUGUCUUAUUGGCAUUACUCUGUUUUACUGAGGUUGUGUAGGUUAUCCUCCUAUCUGAGACGAUUCAGGAAAUGACCAAAACUUCUCAAGCACUUUCUCUGGUUCAAAAUGAACUUUCGGAGCUACGCAAGGUUUCAGAUGCUCAGAAGGCUGAAUAUGUAUGUCCUGAUUCUGAGCUCGGUAUAAAGCUUACUAAUGAAAAUCUACUGCCUAAACCAUCCUUUUUAAUUUCUUGUUUUCUGUUUUAGCUUAUUUUGAUUAUCUGUCUGACCUUAAAAGGUAAAAGUCUCCUUCAGUUGUUUGUUUUCUGUCUUAUGUUUUAGAAUUUGAAAGUUCAGACAAUAUAAAAGAGAACUUGGAUAUCUUUAUUGCUCUGAACUAGGUAGAUCUGGUAGGUUGGCAGUGGGAAAUUUCUGCAUUGUGUAAUCUAAUCUGACGGGGCAUUAAAAUCACCAACAUCGAAAUAUAAUUCGAGACCGGUCACAAUCGUACAGCCUUUGGUACAGUAAUUUGACUGUGAAGUUAUUUUACUUUUGAUAACUCUGCAUAUUUACUUUUGCAAUUAUGCUGCAGGAGACUCUAAAGGAUUCGUGGGAAGCUGAAAAACUUAUGCUGCAGCAAUCAAAGAAUUUAGCUGAAAAGAAGUAUAGUGAGAUUGAUGAGCAGGUUAUUUCUUGCUCGAGUUUCACCAUAUUUAGUGAUUUAUAAUAAUUUUUUAUUCUUAUAUUUAUUAUUAUUAUUAUUAUUGUUAUUAUAUAAUUGCUCUCAUUCAGAUUGUUUUCCUCAUGGUUUGCAUGAAUUUUUUCUUCAUUUUGUCUCAUCAUUUCAAAUCAUCAUGAUUGAAUGCUAAAAUAGGAAAGGAAAUGACAAAGUAAAAGGUACAUUUCGUGGUGUUUAUGGAAAUCGGUAGAAAGUAGCAUGCACUGAAAGGUCUAUAAGGUUUUUUGAUGUCCAGUGUAAAGAAGAAAUGCCAAGGAUGCUGUUGGUUGAAUUUUAGGAAGUUGAACAAGAGGAAGUAUUGGCAUCAAUGAUUGAAUUAUUAAUAAUUCUUAAUAUAGGAAUUAUAUACAGAGGGUUGAUAAUGUGGAAUUCAUUGGGGUGUAUUCGUGAGGUAGUUCUGUAGUUGGAUACUAAGAGAAUGAUUGAGGUACUGAAGCAGUCAGAUCAUUGGAGAUCAGAUUUCGUAGAAGUUGGUUGAGUAGAAUUCUUUUGAAGAAGACAGGAAUUCAACCUGAAGCUCAUAUUGUGGAGUGAGACAACCAGGAUGAUAUCACGUGAGAAAUUAUACUGUUGUAAAGUUCGAGAAUAUAUAGUUAUGCUGGCAUUUACUCUUCCCUGGUAAACAUGGGGUAAAUGACCGAGAGUGAUUUACCUCUGCACCUGAAUGCAUCAAAAAUAAUUUUAGUAACAUUUUGACCAAGUUGCUUACUCGUUGGUUGACCUGAAUUGAGACCUUUAUGACCUCUGGAUUCAAUCCUAAUUCAGAAAGCAUUUUAUGAAUCCGUUUUGUGGUAGUAUAACUAAGGUAAAUCAAGAAUAAAAGUUCUUGUUUAUGUUUGGUGAGGAGUCUGAACUAGACAGCUAACUACCAAUCGAUUAAUUUUUAUUCACCUAGGAGCUGAUGGAAUAUAUAGCUGUCUUAGUGUUUUAUGUUGUCGCCUUGGCAAAAAGCAGCCCAGAUGAUGAAAGCGUACAGACUUGCAAAGAGAGUGACAGUUGUGUUUACUCUGUCGCGAGGGAAUACCGUUUGCAUGAAUGUCACGCAUUGAAGAAAGCAGUCAUGCACUUUCAUACGCUUUGCCCUAUGCAAAGGUGUGAAAAUGCACACAACGUCCUGUAUACGAAUGGACAUUUGCCGUUCACAAGCAACUAAUCAGCUAAAUAGGAACUCUGAUUGCAUCCAAGUCAGUUACUAAUAAAAAAAUAUUAUUCCUUUUUAUUAUAUGUAUACUAUCCCGAAGUAAGAGAGUCAUAUUUCAAAGAUACAUCAAAUAGUGUACUAUACUUAUUUAACUGAUGACUGAUGUAAAGCUAUUCUAAUCUCUUUUGUGGACAGUAUGUUAUUUUUAGAGUAGUAUUCUUAAUUUAUUUUUAUUUCAAGAUUUUAUGUGGUCUAUUUGAUAUUUAAUGUAUUUCAAAGUGUGUUUCUGUGGAUAACCUUGUCUCCUCGGGAUAAGGUAGCAGACCACACUCUGAUGACUUAAAGAGCCUGGCGUCUUCGUAGUAAACUAUAUGAAGGGAUUUCUUGUAAAUAAAGUUUUGGAACUGAUUCCUUGAACUUACUUCUUUGAGACACUUUUCAACGUGGUGCUUAAGCAUCAAGGUAGUAUAAAUCUUACCUUUUUAAAGCAUAUAUGUAGUUGUAAAACGUCCCAUCUGAACAACCAUCAAGACAUGCGACAUCAUAAACUUAAAAAUCAGCCUAACUAUAGGAGAAGAGCCUGAACAUAUAGGACGAAGGCCAGAGCCCCAGACAUGAGUGACAACAAUGAGCUGAUUGGUUUUGAUGGUAGAGGGCUAACCUCAAGCCUGAGUCUUUUGCAAGAUGCACUUGGAGGACUACAAUUUUGCAUUGUGAUGACGGAAGAUGUUGGUGGUGAUUUUUGAGAGCUAGAGUGCUGUUAUCCCUAUGCAGAAAAACUUCACAUUCUGAGGUAUAAUUUAGAGUAACAUGCGAACAAAGGGAAUAUUUUUUCCUGGAAAUCGGGGAUGGUGACUUUUUAAGCAAUUUCGACAUAGUUGUAGCCCACUUCAAGUUGCAAUAAAUGCUUUCUGUUAUGUGAUUUUUUUUCACUUUUUUAUUAACGUUUGUUAAUUUGUGUGUUUUCAGAAUAAAAUUUUGCACAAUAGAUUGGAGUCUAUGCAUGUCAAAUUAGCUGAAGCAGAGCAUGUUUCUAGUAGUACUGGUUUCAGAAGUGGCGCAUCAGACACUCAUGGCGAGAGUGACUUGCAAAACGUUAUUAAUUACCUCCGCAGAUCAAAGGAGAUAGUAUGUGUUUGAUGUGCAUUUUCUUGCUACUGUCAUUGCAAUAAAGCUAGUUUUUAUGGGUUUGAAAUUUCUGAUUUGUUAUUUCAGGCAGAAACUGAAAUAUCAUUGCUCAAGCAAGAGAAGCUGAGACUACAAUCACAGGUUAUAUAUUUUUGAAUUUUGUUCAUUGUUUCUCAGAAGGUCUAGUGAAGAUCUUGUAUUUGGAUUUUUUUCACUCAAAUGGGAGACUACAUUCUUGAGUCUUCAAUCAUUUACUCUUGAUUCCAAUUUCUUUUGGAUUGAGAUUUCUGAAUCUAAAAUUUUAUAAAGUCUAGGCUGUUUCUCGUGUCCAGAUGAAUUUUUUAAUUUGUAAUAAAAAGUCUGAAACUUUAGUAUUCAAAUAAAGUUUAUUACAUCAGGAAGUUAUUGACCUAACUUUCUUCAAAAAAUUAUCUGAACGAUUGUUGAUGUUAACGUGUAUUGAUGAGAAAAGGGGCAAUCGUUUUUGCCAUAUGAAUAAUUAAUUUGGUUGGAGAGUCACCGUAAAUUCAUUCUAUAAGUGUUGUUCCUUGCAAUCAUGAGGCGAAUGAAUCAGUGGUUUAUACAUACUAGCGAUAUGAGUUCCAGCAACGUGCCCUCAGUCAUUGAGUUACUUUUUGCAUUGGUGUAGCUUGAUUCGGCUUUAAAGGCUUCUGAAGCUGCUCAAGCUUUACUUCGUGCUGAGCGUGAAAGUACACGAACAGCGAUGUUCUCAGAAGAGGAGUUCAAAUCUCUUCAGCUUCAGGUUGGCUAUUAUCGGUAUGCUUUUAGCUUGUGAGGUUCGGUAAUGCUUAAAACUUUUUCUUUUCUGGUUCCAGGUGAGGGAAAUUAAUUUACUCCGUGAGAGUAAUUCACAGCUUCGGGAGGAGAAUAAAUACAAUUUUGAGGAAUGUCAGGUUGGCUCACAUUGCAUGCUUUGAAGCCGCGGGAGCUAUGACAUCUAUAGCAUUCACUAGGUUUAUUUGGCUAAAAAAAUCUUUUUUUAUUCCUAGAAACUUCGGGAGACCGCUCAGAAAGCUAAUAUGGAGGCUGAACAGUUGGGUGCCUUCUUAAGAGACAAAGAAAGUGAGAUUGGUCGUUGUCAGAAGGAAAUUGAAGUGUUAAAGAUAGAGAAUGCCCAGUUUGUGGAUCAGAUAAAUGAGGUACGUUGUCAAAGUUGUACAGAGAAUUUGCAGCCAUUUGACCUUCUGACGUGAUUUAAAUUUCUUUCAGCUACGUGAAGGUGCCAAAAAGGUUGUUGAUUUGGUACUCUAUGAGCAACUUAAGGAUGAAUUUCAGCAAGUUCAGGUAAACGGAUGCCUUUUUGAGUCACUUAUGUAACUAUCCUCCCCACAAAAGAGUUUAAUUUGUUCUCAACUUCUUUUGGUGUAUACUUCUUCAGCCAAGUCCGCAGCAUGUGCCUUCUAUAUUUCCUAUAACCACUUUCCCUAGAAAUUCCCAGAAAAAAAAUGCAACUUUGGCUUAUUUCGUUUCAUCCUAGAUUUUAGUAGGCCAUCCAAAAUUGUGUUCCAUAUGCUAAGAGCAGGCAGAAGUCAAUUCGUCCUUGAUGCCGAAGAAAAAAGGAUAAUUCAGGUCUGCUUAUACAGACGUGAACUCUUUUUGAAUGCUGGAUGACGUUCUCUCCCUAUUUCGUAUUCUUCAGAAAAUGAUGGAUAGAUUUCUAAUACAUUCCUGCUUCGCUUUAUUUUGUGCAUAAUGAAAAUUUAAGAUACUUAACUAGGCUCCUAAUGUCGUCGGACUGUGGCUAUACUUGUUUCAUGUUUAAAUCGGUUGUAGUAGCUGUCUCAUUUGUCUAAUGUGUUCUUGGGGUGGAAUAAUCAUGGUGAUACAUUUUGAUUUUGCUCCUCAGGUGAAGCUUAGAGAAAAAGACAGUGAGAUCGAAUCAGUGAAAAAUACUAUUUCCGAGAAGCAAGAAAGCAUUUCCCAAUUCCAGCAGGAACUUCUGAAGUGCAAGAUGGAUUUAGAGGAGCGGGAGAAGAAGAUGAGUGAACUUCAGAAAUUGGAGGUAUUGACCUUAUCUUUAGUUUAAAUCAUCUAUCCUUGGAGGCAUCUCUCCCAAACUCGAUGGGUCACGGUGAUUUUAGAAAAAAAUAUCAAUCGACCUGAUCAUCAGAGAAUCAGGUAUAGUUAUACAAAGUCUCUCUACAUUAUGGUCUGAAAGUAUGGAACUGGCUAACAUGUGGCGUACUGGGAGGAUUCUCCUCACGGUUUCCACCUCUCUGGGUGUGAAACUUGCAGAAUUAUCUUGCUUCUUUUCUCAUUAUGGGUGGAUGGAUGGAUAGAUCUACUUGACCAUCCCCAUUUCACCAUACAGGAAACUCGCAGAUCGGACAUUGAGAAGCAAAAGAAGCUCUCAUCUCACUUUAAGGUUGUAAGAACUCUGCUCUGCUUAUGUGCGUCUGCUUCUUUCAUGUUCUCUACUUUCUGCACAUUUGCACUUAUUUGCCUGUUUUCUUACUUCGUUUAACAGAAAAGGCUCGAAGCCGUUAUGAAGGAGAGGGAAGAACUUAGCAAGGAGAAGCAGUCCCUUCAAGCACAAAUUGAAGAAUUAAAAUCAGGUUUUUCCCUAUACCAUAAGAAAUGAGCUCAAUUCAUACACUUCAUUUACCAUUUGAGUUACCUAUGGUAGCCAAGAGGAUGGUGGGUGAGGGAACAAGCGAGCAGGGCAUGAAAGAAAAGGACACCAGAAUACAGGUGUGUGUGCCAUAUACUUAUUGGCGACUGUUCUCUCUAUGUCCAUCAAUAAUUUCCUAACACCUGAACCAGAUGCUGGAGAAGAUUCUUGAACGGGAAAGAGAAGAUUUGCGAAAGGAGAGGGAAGACAACCGGAAAGAGAAACAAAGGCGGCAAAAAAUGGAGACGACUAUAGUAGGGACUCUUCGCCAUGUUAACCAGGUCAGUUCCUGAUGAUUUCUAUAUUUCCUUGUCCUGAAUAUCAGUGAAAACAGGGGGGGGGGGGGGCUCUCGCGCUAUGCUCACAUUAUUGUGAAUCCAGCCGAGAAUUUUCACUCAUCUACGCCAUUAUUUUCAGAAGAGAAUGAAUAAAACAAGAUCAAUCUCUUCUUCUAUAUUUGAAUUCCGGCUCACUGUAACCUUGAACUCUUCACAGAGGAUAUGCAAUACCUGGCUGAUUAGUUAGUGAUCCUAUAUAUAUACUAAUCCAUGAACCUUAAUAGGUUCACAAUAAAAUUCACAUUAUUAAAAGCGGUAUAUUUAAAAUAAAUAUAACAUUAGUUUUACAGCAUGAUUUCAAAACUCAUCAAGAAUAGCUAGCUCAUGGCUUUCAUACAAAAGUGAUGGAAUGUCAUGCUUUCUGAAAAGGUAAAAAUCGUCUUACAUUUAUUCUGUCAUGCUGCCUGAUUUGUACAUGGAAAUCAAAACAGGAUCAUAAUUCAUUUAUACAAACAGGUCAAUCACUCUAGAAGUUGAACAACGCCCAACUACAUGCCAAAAGAAUUCUAUAGAUUUCUAUUUUUCUCUUCAAAGAUGUCUGUAUUUUAUUGUUUAGUUGAUGCCAGUUGCAGAUCCACUAGCUAAAAUGAUUGUCUUGGUGCGGACUUCAAAGUUAGAUUAGGCGAUGUAUUUUUUUAAUGCUUAAAAACAAACAGAUCUGAUUUGUUUGUGCCAUCAGCUGCGGUUAGCUUCUCUUUUACAUUCUUAUUCAGGCCGGGAUUUCUUGAUUUAUUCGUCUGUUGAUAACAGGAAAGGAAGAAACUUGAAGAAGAGAUUGAAAAGCAUAGGCAGAGCAUAACAUCUGUGUUGGAGGUAGUUUAUCUUAUUCAUUUUUAUUUACUAUGCUUAUUUGCAUGCAUUGUGCCUUGGAGGAAGCUAAGAAAAAAACCCUGAAAAAAGAGGAUAAAUUGGCAUUUUAUAUGGUUAUCGGGGAGUGAUGAACUGUAAGAAGGGAAAGAUCCAUGGGUUUUACUUUAGACGGUCUCAUUGCCUGAAGUCGCUGAACAGAUAAUUAUGCUGGAAGGAAGGAAUCUUCACACAGAAAAUCUAGAUACGCAAAAUAAAAUGGUCUAGGAAGCGAAAGAAGAAAGCAUAAUUGAAUCAAGUCUUCAAGUACCUUAAGUUCGAUGGUGAAACUCCGUGCUUCCCCAUUCACCAAUCAAUCAUAUUUUAUAUCAAUUAUAAUUCAUCAUUAACUUAAAGUACGUUCAUUGUUAAAGUUCUUGAAUAAAGUUAAUUCUUCAUGAGUAAUUCGACUUUAUAUUAAAGACCCUAGGAACACCCCAGCUUGAAUAUCUUUUGCCUAUAUCAGUGCUCUUUUAUCUCCUAAGAAUUCUUCAUGCUGUCCGUGAUUUUCUUCCUGUUUGAUCCUCAGAGUUCUGGAGUAGCAGCAUCUCAGCUUCCUGCUCAGGCCACCAUGGAUGAACAAGCUGCUGCAUACUUUCAAGCUUUCAACCACUUCGAAGAAGUCGCAAGCUCAGCUGUCCAUGAUAAGCCAAGAGUCUCUCCUCCUCCCAAUAACGAACCACCUCCAGACGUCUCUGUAGAUGCAUCUGCUGCCGGUCUUUAUCACAUCACACUUCUGUCUGAGUUUCCACUAAGAAUCUUCUUUUUCUUUACGAAAAUUUGAAAAAAAACAACACUGCAUUUCCCUCUCCAGGUCAACCGAUGCCAAGUCAGCCACGCACGGUUAGUCAACCGGACAAAGCGGUUGAUCAGAGAGAGAGAAGACCCAUUGUGCCCAGACCCGCCAUUGAUGUCCGCAAGAGGAAACUAGUACGACCCAGCCUUGAACAGUCUGACGAGCAGGCGGCCGACAUUGAAAUGUCGGAGGCAGAGGGAUUAGCAGCAGUAGAGAGAGGAAAGCCUGGGGGGGAGUCCCAGGAGCAGCAGGAAGGUCAAGAAACGCUCCCACCGUCGGCGCCGUCGACCUCCACCCGCAAAAGGGUAGCUUCAACUUUGAUUUCAGAACAGAGAGAUGAAGCCUCCGCCCAGGCAGAGGACUCCACUGCAGCCGCUCCCAUUAAAAGGCCGAAAUCUUCUGAAGCUUUGGAGGCAGAGAUGCUGCCUGAAGGUCUCAGCUCGCCCCCCGUGGAACCUGCAGAUGAUGCAGGGGUGACUGAGGUGGCUCUCCUGGAGACUGAGAUCAUCAGCAAUUCAGAGGCCCAGGACAUGAUAAUUCCAAAAGAUCCAGCACAGAAUGAUCAAGGAGAGGAACCCUCAUCAGGGGGCAGCCUUGAAAGUGAGCUGAAGAACGAAGAGGAGGCCGCCAUAGAGGCAGAUUUUGAGAAGCCGAAGGAAUUGCCGGCAUCAAUGGAGGAGUUCCCCAUUGGCCAGGAUGGCCAGACCUCUGCUGAGGUGGAAGGAGAAGAGGAUAGAGAGGAGGGGGAAUUGCCGCCAGAUGCACCUGAGGUAGAGGAUGGAGAACUGGAAGCUCAGCCACCGGAGCUCGUCCUUAGUGAAGUUCCCACCACCACUACUACUGCGGCCGGUGAAAUCCCUGAAGGAGGAGAUGGGCUUGAGAUGGGAUCCCCUCUUUUGGUUCUAGCUGAAGACAAGAUCGACAGUGUGGAAGAACCUGUUGAUGCCUCUGAAGAGAAGGCUGAUAAUGAUCCGGGGCAAGGCCUAACUCCUCUGGCUUCACCCGAGCUCCUACCGAGUGUUCUUCUGGAGAGCACCUCGGAGAUGGGGGCUUCUGCUUCCUCCUCUGGUGCUCCGGCGACGACCUCCAGUGCCGCCUCUGGAGUUGAGGAAGGGGAGCAGGCGGCAGGAAAGAGCAGGGUAGAAGGGGGAGACCCUCAAAGUGGGAAGGCCGUUUCAGAGGAGGCUGAGCAGCGUGCAACAAGAAGCGGCAGCCGGACAAUCAUUCUGACAGAGAGGGCCAAGGAGAGGGCUUUGAUGAGGCAAGCAGGGAUGGGCGUCGCCCGGUCCCCUCCAAGAGGCCGUGGCAGGGCUGUUGGAACCUUCAGGGUAUGUUCUAAAUCUCUCUCUCUCUCUUCCUCAUGGGCUCUAGAGAGAAACAUUUUCCCUAGCCAAAAAGAGGGUGGAGCUGGGGCUCUUGCUUUCGCUCAGCUUAGCCAUUUGUCUGUUCUCUCUCUCUCUCUAUAUAUUGGCCCGGAUGGAGCUUCUAUAAAUGAUAUCAUUUUUUUUCUGGAUUCUGUGUUUGCCCAGUUAUUGCUUGAUGAACUUCUUCUUCUUCCUUUCUUGUCGCAGAGGGAUCUGCGUGGCCCCCGUGGAGGAAGGAGUGGGCGCGGACAGUCUUCUGGUGAGAAAGAGCAAGGCUGA